This is a messenger RNA of Erigeron canadensis, 441 nucleotides long. RefSeq names its product mitochondrial import receptor subunit TOM5 homolog. The transcript has 2 exons. Gene Ontology annotation, cellular component: mitochondrion; mitochondrial outer membrane translocase complex. The record is from RefSeq and is a predicted model, not a curated record. Lineage: Eukaryota; Viridiplantae; Streptophyta; Magnoliopsida; Asterales; Asteraceae. Bases 69 to 233 code for a protein of 54 amino acids.
AAAACCCCUAAAACUUCAAAACCCUAAAUUCAUCUCUCUAUUUUGUUAUUCUCACACACAAACACACGAUGGCCGACGCUGUGAUUUCGUUGGAGAAAAUAAAAUCAUUCUUGAAAUCUCAAGUUGACAAUGAAGAAAAUUGGGCCACUAACAUGAAACUACUCCGAGCUGCAGGCCUCUUUGCUGGUUCUAUUGUUUUGAUGCGGAAUUUUGGUGACCUAAUGGCUAUAUGAAAGCAGAUGUUGGAUCUCUUUUACGUUCUACAUAGGAUGUUUAUGGAUCUUUUGGUUUUAUGAGAUGUUCCACCUUGAGGAUACUACUUUCGCAUCAGAAAGGAACAUAAUAUUCGUUCAGUAAUUCUAUGACAAUUAGGUUUUUUUGAUGUUUCCAGUUUGUGUGUUGCUAUUGUUUUUAUAUGAAGUUAUCACUUGAUCUUUGAAA